Messenger RNA from Equus quagga, 3017 nucleotides. Its product is annotated as protocadherin gamma-C4. Lineage: Eukaryota; Metazoa; Chordata; Mammalia; Perissodactyla; Equidae. Gene Ontology annotation, cellular component: plasma membrane. The transcript has a single exon. Gene Ontology annotation, molecular function: calcium ion binding. Gene Ontology annotation, biological process: homophilic cell-cell adhesion. The record is from RefSeq and is a predicted model, not a curated record. The coding region runs from base 420 to 3017 and encodes 865 amino acids.
AAAAAAAAACCCCUACAUGUAUGUUGUCUGCCUCUCUAUAGAGGUAACAACCCGUGGAAAGAAAUGCUGUUGAGCGGGAGGAAGGUGAAAAAAUAGGUGGGUUUUUUGUUUUUUGUAUGUGUAUGUUUUUUUUUUUCCUCCAAUGCUGCGACGCAUUAACCCUGCUGCUAUUGGGAUGUUCUCUGCUCAGCCUAUUGGCUGAGCCCAGGAGCCGCUGCCUGCCAAUCGGGUGGUGGAAGGCAGACAAAUCUACCCCGCCACCAGCAAAAAACGGCGCGUAACCCUUGCGGCGCCGGCCCAGCCGCGCCAGAGCUGGCGCGGGGAAAGGGAGAUAGGUGUCUCCAGCUGCUGUGGCCAUUUGGGGUGGGUCGGCUUCUUCCGCUUCUCAGGACCGGGUAAAGAACUAGCAGGCGGCAGCAAUGCUCCGCAAGGUGAGAAGCUGGAUAGAAAUCUGCAGGGGGACUACCCUUUUGUUCCUCUGUUGCCACCUGGGUUACGUUUUUGGGCAGAUCCGCUACCCGGUCCCAGAGGAGUCACAGGAAGGGACUUUUGUAGGGAAUGUCGCCCAAGAUUUCCUGCUGGAUACAGAGAGUCUGUCAGCUCGCAGGCUGCAGGUCGCUGGAGAGGUGAACCAAAGACACUUCCGUGUGGAUUUGGACAGCGGAGCCCUGCUCAUCAAGAAUCCAAUCGAUCGAGAGGCACUGUGUGGGCUCAGUGCCAGCUGCAUCGUGCCCCUGGAGUUUGUAACCGAAGGGCCUUUGGAAAUGUACCGAGCAGAGGUAGAAAUCGUGGAUGUGAAUGAUCACGCCCCCCGAUUUCCUCGGCAGCAGCUGGACUUGGAAAUUGGAGAGGCAGCUCCUCCAGGACAGCGUUUCCCCUUGGAAAAGGCUCAGGAUGCAGAUGUGGGGAGCAACUCCAUCAGCAGCUAUAGACUAAGCUCCAAUGAACACUUUGCACUGGAUGUCAAGAAGCGCAGCGACGGCAGCCUGGUCCCAGAGCUGCUCCUGGAGAAACCUUUGGAUCGGGAGAAGCAAUCAGACUACCGCCUGGUGCUGACUGCUGUGGAUGGAGGGAACCCCCCAAGAUCUGGCACCGCAGAACUCCGGGUAUCAGUGCUGGACGUGAACGACAACGCCCCAGCCUUCCAGCAAUCCAGCUACAGGAUAAGUGUGUUGGAGAGUGCACCGGCCGGCAUGCUGCUCAUCCAGCUCAAUGCCUCUGACCCGGACCUGGGUCCCAGUGGUAACGUCACUUUUUCUUUCAGUGGUCACACCCCUGAUCGUGUAAGAAACCUCUUUAGCCUGCACCCCACUACUGGAAAGCUUACCCUUCAGGGGCCCCUAGACUUUGAGAGUGAGAAUUAUUAUGAAUUUGAUGUUCGCGCUCGUGACGGGGGUUCUCCAGCCAUGGAGCAACAUUGCAGCCUUCGGGUGGAUCUCCUGGAUGUAAAUGACAAUGCCCCCCACAUCACGGUGACCUCAGAGCUUGGGACUCUCCCAGAGAGUGCAGAACCUGGCACUGUGGUGGCGCUCAUCAGUGUGCAGGACCCUGACUCAGGGUCAAAUGGAGAUGUGAGUCUCCGUAUUCCUGACCACCUGCCAUUUGCCCUCAAGUCUGCCUUCAGGAACCAGUUCUCCCUGGUGACUGCUGGGCCCUUGGACCGAGAGGCCAGAUCCAGCUAUGACAUCAUGGUCACUGCUUCUGAUGCUGGGAACCCUCCUCUGAGUACCCAGAGGACUAUUUUCCUCAAUAUUUCAGAUGUGAAUGAUAACCCACCUUCUUUCUUCCAGAGAUCACAUGAGGUGUUUGUUCCUGAGAACAAUCGCCCAGGGGACCUGCUUUGCUCCCUUGCAGCCUCUGAUCCAGACUCUGGCUUGAAUGCGCUUAUCUCCUACUCUCUCCUAGAGCCCAGAAAUCGAGAUGUGUCAGCUUCCUCCUUCAUCUCUCUGAACCCCCAGACAGGAGCUGUUCAUGCUACUCGAUCCUUUGACUAUGAGCAAACACAGACACUGCAGUUUGAGGUGCAGGCCCGGGAUCGGGGCAACCCACCCCUUAGUAGCACUGUGACAGUUCGUCUAUUUGUGCUGGACCUCAAUGACAAUGCCCCAGCUGUGCUCCGCCCUAGGGCCCGGCCUGGUUCCUUAUGUCCCCAAGCACUGCCUCCAUCAGUUGGUGCUGGCCACCUAGUCACAAAGGUGACUGCUGUGGACUUGGAUUCAGGUUACAACGCUUGGGUUUCAUAUCAGCUCCUGGAGGCCCCAGAUCCCAGCCUGUUUGCAGUCUCUCGCUAUGCUGGGGAGGUACGGACGGCUGUUCCCAUCCCAGCUGAUCUCCCACCACAGAAGUUGGUCAUUGUGGUAAAGGAUAGUGGUAGCCCACCACUCUCUACCUCCGUUACUCUCCUAGUGUCCUUGGAGGAAGACACUCAUCCAGUUGUUCCUGAUCUUCGAGAAUCUUCAGCUCCAAGGGAAGGAGAAUCCCGCCUGACCCUCUACUUGGCUGUAUCACUAGUGGCAAUUUGCUUUGUCUCCUUUGGCUCAUUCGUGGCACUGCUCUCUAAGUGUCUGCGUGGGGCUGCCUGUGGAGUGACCUGCCUUCCUGCUGGCACCUGUGCCUGUCUCACCCGAUCUCGAAGGAGGGAGGGGCUUCCUCCUUCCAAUGGGAUCCUCCGAAUCCAGCUAGGGUCAGAUGAUCCUAUCAAGUUUGUUGAUGUGGGUGGCCACUCUCAUGGCUGUACACCCUUGGCUUCUGCACCCACUCGGAGCGAUAGCUUCAUGAUGGUGAAGUCACCCAGUGCACCUAUGGCAGGGGAGCCUGUUCGCCCAAGCUGCCCACCCUCUGAUCUUCUCUAUGGGCUAGAGGUGAGACCUUUACAGGCUCAGCCAAUGCCUGAGGGUUAUUCUGAUCCAGGCAUAUGGCUGGGCCAUGUCCCAGAGAGUACUAGCCUCUCUGUAAGAGCCUGUAGUGAUGUCACCAUUUUUGUGAGUGGUAACUAUGUGGUAGAUGCUGUGCUUUAG